Messenger RNA from Rotaria sp. Silwood1, 765 nucleotides. The record is from the annotation of a GenBank genome assembly. Lineage: Eukaryota; Metazoa; Rotifera; Eurotatoria; Philodinida; Philodinidae.
AUGACAAAUGUUUAUGACGAUUUAUCAAAACGAGAUCCACUUUAUGAAGUAUGUUCAUGGAUUAGUUUUGGUAAUGAUGCCAAUUGGAAAUAUCAAGUUUUCGUUUUGGAUCCUCCAGCUCCUAUUGAAUGUCCAUUUACUGGUAUGUGGACAUUUAAACAAGUUGGACAACCUAAUUCAUUAAUUCAAACAAGAAUUCGUGGUGGUAUAACACCUCGACCGCGUGAUCAUGGUUGGUAUAUAACAUGUGAUCCGCAAUAUAUGGUAUCACAAUGGACAAUAUGUGGUGAUCAAACAAAAUCGAUGUUUGCUGAUCGUGAAUAUUGUCGACAAUUAGAUCCAUAUGGAACACCCAUUGGUGUUUAUGAACAACCAGAUUAUAUAUAUCAAUGUGCUGGUUAUUGGAGAGAAGAUUCUCGAUCUUAUUUAAUAACCUAUGAUCGUGAUGAUCCAUAUAUUAAUUUUAAAUGUUGGGUUUAUGAAAGAAUUGAUUUAUUUAAAAUAUAUCUUUCACGAUCAGCUGGAUCAUUUUGUGGUUUUAAUCAAACAUCUCAAAGUUAUGAAGCACAAGAUGGAGCUGAUCUUAAAAUUGAACUUGACGAAGCUGAACGAAUUCAUGAUGAUUGUCCAAUUCGUUAUGAUGACGGUAGAAAUCCAUGGCAAAUUGUUGACGAAUUUUUAUUUUAUUAUGCAUCAGCAAGGCAAAUAAUGCCGUCCUUAUUUCUUCAUAUUUUUCUCAUAAUAUUAUUUCUAAUUUUUUUUUAA